UUCUCAUCCCAUCCUUUCUCAGUCCAAUUUUCUCAGCAAUCAAACAACCCUAAGAAAUCGCCCGUCGCAUAGGGUCGAAGUUCUAACACUCUGCGCUUCGGUCUCCAAAGCGGGCAAAGUUCUAACUGAGCUCGCGCCUGAGCUGCCUCUAAGAAUUAAGCAAGCUCUUUUUAACUUGCCAAGUUUUCUUAUCCCUUGUCUUCCUUCGUUUUCGGUUCAUACAGUGUUUUUUCUCUGUUCUAUUUGAUCUGCAAAUGUAAUUGAAGAAACGUUUAGUUCUACUACGGUGUUGCUUACCAUGCAUCCGCUGUCUGUCUGUCUGUCUGUCUGGGUUUGGUUUUAACUUUCUUGUCUAUAGCAGAACUAAUGGGAGAAGAGGAACAGAUGCAGCCUGCUUUAGAGAACGAGGCAACUGCUGAAACUACAGAUGGUGGUGAUGUAUUUUCUUGGCCCGUGCUUCGGUUUGAUAUUCCGCCAAAGAGAGUUUGCCAUUUAUACCAACAGUUCAGGAAAGCUUCAAACCCUAACAAUUUUCUGAAAGGCGUAAAAUGGUCUCCCGAUGGUUCGUGUUUCCUGACGAGUUCCGAGGAUAAUACACUUCGUGUAUUUAAUUUACCAGAUAAUGUGGAUGGCAGUCAUGUAGAUGCUUGUAUUUCAAAGGCAGAUGAAGAGAGAGGUGUGCUGACAGUGCCCAAAAAAUCUUACGGACAAGAUAACAUUUCUAAGCAGUUAUCCAGGGUCAAUUGGCAGUCAAAAUUAACUAAUAAUUUUAAGAUUCAUACUUUGCAAAUGUUGUUGUUGGUGAAGGAGAGUCUGUGUAUGACUAUUGUUGGUAUCCCUACAUGUCUAUUUCAGAUCCAACUACCUGUGUAUUUGCAAGUAGCACCCGUGACCAUCCUAUUCAUCUCUGGGAUGCCACUUCUGGCCAGCUGCGUUGCACAUACCGGGCUUAUGAUGCCAUGGAUGAGAUCACUGCUGCCCUUUCAAUUGCUUUCAACCCCACUGGAACUAAACUGUUUGCUGGAUACGACAGAUCUAUUAGAGUAUUUGACAUACAUCGCCCUGGUCGAGAUUUUGAACAGUAUUCCACACUUAAAGGAAAUAAAGAUGGGCAGAGAGGUAUUAUUUCAGCAAUUGCCUUUUGCCCUGCUCAUACUGGGAUGUUUGCAACAGGUUCUUACAGCCAGACUACUGCAAUCUAUAGUGAAGAUAAUAUGGAACUUUUAUAUAUCUUGCAUGGCCAAGAAGGUGGGGUUACACAUGUUCAAUUCUCAAAAGAUGGAAACUAUUUAUAUACUGGAGGUCGAAAGGAUCCUUAUAUAUACUGCUGGGAUAUACGCAAUACACUUGAUGUUGUGUACAAGUUAUACAGAUCAUCAGAGCAAACAAACCAGCGGAUAUUAUUUGAUAUCGAGCCCUGUGGUCAUCAUCUUGGUACAGGAUGGUCAGGUUCACAUUUAUGAUCUUCAAACUGGACAAUGGGUAGCAAGCUUUCAAGCUGCAUAUGAUACUGUAAAUGGUUUCUCUUUCCAUCCAUUUUUGCCUAUUGCUGCUUCAUCAUCAGGACACCGGAGAUUUGGCAUGCCUGAUAGUUGUGAUAAUGAUUUGAACUUAAUUGGUGAUGAGAACUGUGUUUCUAUUUGGAGUUUUGCCACAAUGACAGAGAAUGCUGCUAAUGGAAACUGGGGAGAUACCAACACUCAGUCCGAGCAUGAAGACCUACGUCAACAUUCUUGAGUCAUUCUAUACCAGUCUUUUGUAAAUAUUUAUCCCAAAUUGAUGUAUUAGGUUAUUAGCGUCUAUGAUAGACUAUCUUAUGAGCGUUCCUUUUUUUAUUGUGUUGUGCCUUAUUAUUCACAUGUAUUCCUUUGACAAAGACGUCUAGCCAAAUUUAAUCCAUUUUGGAAGGUCACUCAUAGGACUAGUACCGUCUGUUUCAUGCAUAGGAAUAUAUUCAUGAACUACGAUCCAAAUAUAGUUGAAAUAUUUUGGAAUGAAAAAUUUUCCUUUCCUA
Messenger RNA from Nelumbo nucifera (sacred lotus), 2014 nucleotides. Its product is annotated as Transducin/WD40 repeat-like superfamily protein. Lineage: Eukaryota; Viridiplantae; Streptophyta; Magnoliopsida; Proteales; Nelumbonaceae. Gene Ontology annotation, molecular function: protein binding. The record is from RefSeq and is a predicted model, not a curated record.